Molecule: messenger RNA, 637 nt
Organism: Ectocarpus sp. CCAP 1310/34
Lineage: Eukaryota; Phaeophyceae; Ectocarpales; Ectocarpaceae
Source: the annotation of a GenBank genome assembly
AUGUCGGAUGCAGUGAAGGAGGCGCACCAGCAAGAAGAGGUCUAUCGACCAGCGUUCCUCAAGCGCCAGAGCAACAGGGGUGUGGGCAGGAAGGAGGCUCUUCGCAAGCUGGCGAAGCAUCGAUCGCAGCUGGAAAAGGCGGCCGCAGCAUCUGCUGCAUGUAGAUCGGGCUGGGAGCGGGGGCAGGAUUAUUUCCGCGCCGUCAUCAAGGAAUGCCAAUUCGCUGUAGCAGUCUCAUCUGCUGGACUCAAUGAGUCUGUUCUCGUCUCGCAUGCGCAAGCCGGCAGCCUGCAGCUCAAGGCCUUGGCUCUGAAAGGGCUGUACCACAAGCUGCUCAGGGGGGUGUCCAAGAGGCAAGCUUUCGAGGAAACGGCGGAGUUUUUUGAAGUGGCCUCCAGCACCCUCCGUGAGUGGGAGCUUUCCUACCGCACCAAGGGCCAUAUCCAGCCCGUGGUCACGAAAGUGCUAGAGCCAUCUGAGGAUCUAAAGAACACGCACACAUCUGACGAGAAAAAGGUGUGCAAGAGCCCGAAGAGGUACACCUAAAAAUCCCUGCAGCACCGUAUGCGUGCCCAAAAACUGAACUGCACGUCCGUCCCACCGUUCGACUACAGUAGCAUCACCCCCUCCCUGUCCC